GGGCCGGGCGCACCUCCCCGUCCUGAUGGAGGAGGCUCGUCGUGCGCGGCUUCCUCUCUCUCUCUCUCUCUCUCUCUCUCUCACUGGCCUGGGGAGUCCCAGGCCUCACCCGGAGCAGGCCGGGGGGAGUUAAAAAGAAGAGACUGACAUGGUUGAAAACUCUCCAGCCCCAUUGCCUGAAAGAGCAAUAUAUGGGUUUGUUCUUUUCUUAGGUUCCCAGUUUGGCUUUAUGUUAUACCUUGUAUGGGCGUAUGUUCCGGAAUCUUGGUUAUUCUCAUUGGGACUAACAUACUGGCCUCAAAAGUACUGGGCAGUUGCUUUGCCUGUAUACCUUCUAGUUACUUUAGGAAUUGGCUAUAUACUACUCUUUGGUAUUAACAUGAUGAGUACUGCUCCGCUCAACUCCAUGCACACCAUUACAGAUAACUUUGCAAAAAAUCAGCAGCAGAAGAAAUCUCAAGAAGAAGCAAUCCCUGCAUUGAGGGAUAUUCCCAUUAGUGAAGUAAAUCAAAUGUUUUUUCUUGCUGACAAAGGCAUUUGUAACAGAAAUUAAUUGGAAUCAGGACCUGUUAGAAUAAGACACUCGUACAAUAAUAUUUAGAAACGCAUUGUAAGAAAAGUCAAAGGCUUGUCAAUGCUAGGAAAUUUAACACUUUCAACAACUGGAAUAGAUGGAUUUGUACCUAAAUUAAGCUGUGGUCAGCACUGGUUCACCUGUGGCAUAGAGCACUGAACCGGGACUCAGAAGAUAUGGGCUGUAUUCUCAGCUCUACUGCUAGCCUGCUGGGUGACCUUGAACAAGUCACUUCACCACUCUGUGCUUUGGUUUCCCCAUCUGUACUAUGUGUGUGAUACUGACGUUUAUAAAAUGCUUUGAGAUCUACUGAUGAAAAGUGUUAUUUAAGAGCUAUGUAUUAUUAAACAAAUUGAUGAUUGUUGAAA
Messenger RNA from Caretta caretta (loggerhead turtle), 942 nucleotides. It is a transcript of the gene PIGP, whose product is annotated as phosphatidylinositol glycan anchor biosynthesis class P. Gene Ontology annotation, molecular function: phosphatidylinositol N-acetylglucosaminyltransferase activity. The record is from RefSeq and is a predicted model, not a curated record. Gene Ontology annotation, biological process: GPI anchor biosynthetic process. Gene Ontology annotation, cellular component: endoplasmic reticulum. NCBI's taxonomy places the organism in Eukaryota, Metazoa, Chordata, Testudines, Cheloniidae.